Solanum pennellii is the source of this 1961-nucleotide messenger RNA. RefSeq names its product probable beta-1,4-xylosyltransferase IRX9H. Gene Ontology annotation, biological process: glucuronoxylan biosynthetic process; plant-type secondary cell wall biogenesis. The record is from RefSeq and is a predicted model, not a curated record. The coding region runs from base 510 to 1667 and encodes 385 amino acids. The transcript has 5 exons. Lineage: Eukaryota; Viridiplantae; Streptophyta; Magnoliopsida; Solanales; Solanaceae. Gene Ontology annotation, cellular component: Golgi membrane. Gene Ontology annotation, molecular function: xylosyltransferase activity; galactosylgalactosylxylosylprotein 3-beta-glucuronosyltransferase activity.
CUGCCUCCCCACGAAACAACAAGCCACGCGUCAGUUUCCUAUACGGGCCCACCAACCUGGCGCGCGUUAGUCGUAACCAACGCCCAGCUCAGAUUAUCUGGCGCGCAUCCCACUUGAUGCGCACAACGCCCCCCUUUGUGCCUCCUCUACGGCCGCCACUGAGGACUCAUUUUAGACUUCCAUUUACAGCCGACACUCAAAUAUCUCAAAUUCUACCGGAAAAUUUAGCCGCCGUUGUACCGGAAUUAUGAGCAAUUCCGUUGAAUAUUCUUGAACCUGAUAUCUGGAGUUGCUGAAGUUUUUUGCUGAAACCGGGUUCAGCAGAGAUUUCAUUCUAUUUUUUUUUUACCAAAUCAGGCAGAUUUGAUUCGGAGAAUUAGGUUCUGUUCGUAUAUCUAGGGUUUCAGUGUAAUCAGUUGUGAUUCGGCGAAGUUUCGGUUUAAACUGAAUCGUCUGAGCUGCGUGGAACUUGCGUAUCAGUUGAUGUAAUUGGGCAGUUUGGUUAAUCGAUGGCGUCGAUCCGGAGAACUCUAUCACCGAGUAACGAACGGCAUUAUCAGAAUGGAAACCAAUAUUCAGUUCAAUCGCCAUCUCAUAAGCUCGUUCUCAAUGGCAAAAGCUCGCUACUGAAUUCUCGAAAAAAUUAUAUAUCCAGGAAGAAGUUGUUCUAUAGGUGUCUGGUAUUUUUUGUGCUAGGGUUUGUAUUAGGUAUGGCACCAUUUGGGGGUUUUGAUGAUGCGAAGAACAGUGAUUUUUCGUUUGAGAUCAAACCACCGGUGGUGAAUGUUAAGGAGGAGAUGAAAGAUGUGGUAAUUCCCAGACCUGACAAUGUCGUGGUAAACUCAGUUAAAUUACCAGGUUUGGGGGAGGAACUGCACGGGAAGUUUGAUUAUGUAUCCAGGAAACUGUUGAUUGUGGUUACUCCGACUUAUAAUAGGGCACUUCAAGCUUACUAUCUUCUUAGAUUAAGCGAUGUGUUGAAGCUUGUGAAAUCACCUCUGUUGUGGGUUGUGGUUGAGAUGAAUGUGGCAUCUGAAGAGACUGCAGACAUUUUGAGGAAGACAGGAGUUAUGUAUCGGCAUCUGGUGUGCUCCAAGAACAUGACAGAUAUAAAAGACCGCGGGGUGCACCAGAGAAAUGUUGCAUUGGAGCAUAUUGAACAUCAUAGGCUCAAUGGAAUUGUUUACUUUGCAGAUGAUGAUAAUAUCUACUCACUUGAGUUGUUUGAGAGCAUUAGAUCGAUCAAUCGUUUUGGCACUUGGCCUGUUGCUAUGCUAGCACAAAGCAAAAGUAAAGCAAUACUGGAGGGCCCUGUGUGCAAUGGAAGUCAAGUUAUUGGGUGGCACACCAAUGAGAAGAGUAAGCAACUUAGAAGAUUUCAUGUCGAUAUGUCUGGUUUUGCCUUCAAUAGCACUAUAUUAUGGGAUCCAAAGAAAUGGCAUCGACCAACUUCAGAUCCCAUACGACAGUUGGACAAUGUGAAGGAGGGUUUCCAAGAGACCACUUUCAUAGAACAAAUUGUUGAAGACGAAAGCCAAAUGGAGGCUGUCCCUCCUGGUUGCUCAAGGGUAUUGAAUUGGCACCUUCAUUUGGAAGCUCACGGAGUUGUCUAUCCAGGAGGCUGGCUGCUUCAAAAGAACCUUGAUGCCAUUAUCUCUACCACAUGAGAAACACAAGCAAGGUGCAGGAACUCUAAAUGGUGUCCAUGAAGGAGGCCAGUGCUAAUCCCAGUAGGAAGCUAUCAUUUUCAAGCUGAUCAGGGAAUUACUAGAUUGCCAAAGUUGAAGCAGCAAGCAUGCCUUCAAUGUCAAGCUAGCUAUAAAGAAAGGAGUGAUUCAUUUUAUUUUUGACUUUCUCGAAAUUAUUCUUUGACAGCAUCAGAACUCGUUUUGUUGUGGAGUUUUGCUGCUUUUCCCAAGGAGAGGGAUGUGGUUUCUUCAAUUUCCAUUGCAAAAUUGAUU